Messenger RNA from Bolinopsis microptera, 982 nucleotides. RefSeq names its product 2-oxoglutarate and iron-dependent oxygenase JMJD4-like. Bases 1 to 840 code for a protein of 279 amino acids. Gene Ontology annotation, molecular function: sequence-specific DNA binding; 2-oxoglutarate-dependent dioxygenase activity. The transcript has a single exon. NCBI's taxonomy places the organism in Eukaryota, Metazoa, Ctenophora, Tentaculata, Lobata, Bolinopsidae. Gene Ontology annotation, cellular component: cytoplasm; nucleus. The record is from RefSeq and is a predicted model, not a curated record. Gene Ontology annotation, biological process: protein hydroxylation; positive regulation of translational termination.
AUGGAGGCAGUUGUUCCAUUUCACCACUUUGAAGAAGCUGUAUCAUACGAGACAUUUGAGUUGUACUUGCAGAGCAACACUCCCUGUACGUUUGGGAACUGGAUAUCUGAAGACUGGCCAGCUCGACAUACUUGGGUUUUAAAGGAUGGCUCUCCUAACCUAGACUACUUGGAUGAAAACUUCGGUUGCUGUAAAGCCUCAGUCACUGAAUUCAACGAGAGGUUGGAGACUGGUUGCAGUGAACAAACUAUCAGCCAAUUUAUAUCAUACUGGAAAAGUUUAAAGUCUUCUCGACAUGAUAAGAUGAAUGAUGCUUUUCCAAGGGACAACUUCCUUUCCCUGCCACAUUAUCUUAAAGAUUGGCACUUUGCCAAGAACACACCACCCGAAUCAGUCUACCAAGUUCCUGAGUUAUUCUCAGACGACUGGUUAAACAGAUAUUGGAAGACUAGAGAAGAUGUGAAUGACGAUUAUAUCUUCUCUUACUUUGGACCAGCUGGAUCCUACACGCCAUUCCACGCUGAUGUAUUCAGAUCUUACAGUUGGUCUAUCAAUGUGUGUGGGGCUAAGAAAUGGCUAAUCAUGUACCCUGGUGAGGAGUUGAAGCUUGACUCACUGUCCCAUCUAAAUGUAGAACAGCAGUGCUCUGAGAAGAAUUUAAAGUAUGUUAUCGUUAUCCAGGGACCGGGACAAGGUAUUUUUGUACCAAGCGGAUGGUGGCACCAAGUUUUGAACACUGCAGAUACCAUAUCCAUCAACCACAACUGGGCAAACUUUCACUGUGUCCCGAGAAUGUGGUGCUACCUUACAUCCGAGCUGAGUUGGUGGAGAAGGAGAUAACUGAUUGUAGGGACCUGAUGAAUGAGCAGGAGUGGUUCGAGCAGUGCCAGCUCCUCUUGAGAGCCAAUAUCGGUUUAGACUUUUCCGAGUUUUUAGAUUUUGUGUUAGCUAAUCUUUAUUAUUUAUCGCAAUCCGAUCACAA